Molecule: messenger RNA, 4591 nt
Organism: Varanus komodoensis (Komodo dragon)
Lineage: Eukaryota; Metazoa; Chordata; Lepidosauria; Squamata; Varanidae
Gene: ASPH
Product: aspartate beta-hydroxylase
Exons: 29
Coding region: 190-2598 (802 amino acids)
Biological process (GO): peptidyl-aspartic acid hydroxylation
Cellular component (GO): endoplasmic reticulum; membrane
Molecular function (GO): protein binding; peptidyl-aspartic acid 3-dioxygenase activity
Source: RefSeq, a predicted model, not a curated record
CACUAAAAAUAGCUUUUGAGGAGUGUGCAGCCGGGUCUGAUUUCAGGUUUUAGCUGAGUUGACCAUCAGAAACUUUUUUUUUUGCUGCAGUUUCAAGGCUUAUAUGAGGAUGGAUUUUUACUGAUUCUAUCCUGGACACUUGUUUUAUAUUCAGUUCUACUUCAUUCUUGGGUAAAAGACACUGAUACCAUGGCUGAAAGUUCAGAGGCAAAACAUGGAGGGAACAAGAAAGAAGGCCUUUCUGGAAGUUCUUUUUUUACAUGGUUUAUGGUAAUUGCACUGCUGGGAGUAUGGACGUCAGUUGCUGUGGUUUGGUUUGAACUUGUCGAUUAUGAAGAAGUUCUAGCCAAAGCAAAGGACUUCCGUUAUAACUUGUCAGAGGUACUCCAAGGAAAACUUGGAAUCUAUGAUGCUGAUGGAGAUGGAGAUUUUGAUAUAGAAGACGCCAAGGUUUUGCUAGGAAAGUCACCUGGAGAGGUUGUCAAGAGAAAAGCUAAAGACCAAGGACUUAAAGAAAGAUCUGUCCCAGAACAGCAAAUGACAAGAGAUGAAGAAGAGGUGAUCCCACCUGCAGAGCAGCCAAAUAUGAGAGCAGAACAUAAAAUUGCUGAAGCAGAACCUGAAGAUGAACUUGAGUCUAUGCUACAUGAGGUCCUCGAAUCACAACUUGAUCAACCCAGUGAAACAGAUGAAGAACAUGUACACAGAGAAGCAAAUUUUCAGCAGGAGGAGGAGGAGGAAGAGACUAAUGAAAUACCUGAAAUUCCCACAGUAGAGGAUUCCUAUAAUGGAGAAAUGGAAGAUCAAAUAAUGCCUGAAGUAUUAGAAAGCGCUGGAUCUGUAGAGGAAGAACGGGCAAGUGACUAUCAAGCAAGAGAGUUUGAAGUAGAUGCUGCUGCUGUUACAGAUGAACAUCAUGAACAAGUGGAAGAAGGCACAUAUGAACCAGAAGGCACAGAUGAUAUGGAGCGAACUCUCGAAGAUGCCCUGGAACAUAACACAGAACCUCUUCCAGAAGGUACAGACCAGCAAGACUAUGUGGAUGAACGAGAAUUAGAAAAUGAAGAAUUUAUUGAGGCCCAGGAUACAGAUGGUGAGCCUUUACAGGAACAUGAAUACGAAAACAUUCCAGAACCAGCUGAGAGCACUGAAUCACAACUUGAAAAUGAGAGAGAAUAUACAGAGGAUCCUGUUACUGCUCAGCCUCAUGAGACAGAAGUUCCUGUUCAAGCAGUUGAUUAUUCAAAUGAUGAUUUAGUUGGACAAAAUGAAAAAGAAACACAGCAGCAGGAAAAGGCUAAGAAGAAGAAACCAAAAUUGCUCAAUAAAUUUGAUAAGGGCAUUAAAGUUGAGCUUGAUGCUGCAGAAAAGCUCCGUAAAAAGGGGAAAGCAGAGGAAGCUUUGAAAGAAUUUGAAAAAUUAGUAAGCAAGUAUCCUCAAAGUCCACGAGCAAGAUAUGGAAAAGCUCAGAGUGAGGAUGACUUGGCUGAGAAAAUGAGAAGCAAUGAAAUGCUACAGCAGUCGAUCAGUACAUAUGGUGAGGUGGCUACUCUACCAAAUGUUCCCAAUGAUCUGAUAAAACUGACCCUGAAACGACGAGCAGAUAGGCAGCAGUUUCUUGGUCACAUGAGAGGUUCACUAGUUACACUGCAAAAACUGGUGAAUUUGUUUCCCAAUGAUACUUCAUUCAAGAACAACCUUGGAGUGGGUUACCUUUUGAUUGGAGACAAUAGUAAUGCCAAAACAGUUUAUGAGGAGGUUCUGAGCCUGGCUCCUAAUGAUGGCUUUGCUAAAGUGCAUUAUGGCUUUAUCCUGAAGGCAGAGAAUAAGAUUGAAGAAAGCAUUCCCUAUUUAAAAGAAGGUCUAGAAUCAGGAGACCCUGGCACUGAUGAUGGCCGCUUUUACUUUCAUUUGGGUGAUGCCAUGCAGCGUGUUGGUAACAAGGAGGCAUACAAAUGGUAUGAACUUGGGCAUCAACGGGGCCACUUUGCAUCUGUCUGGCAGCGCUCUCUGUACAAUGUCAAGGGUUUGAAGGCACAGCCAUGGUGGACAGCAAAGGAAACAGGUUAUACAGAAUUGGUCAAGUCCUUACAAAGAAACUGGAAACUUAUUCGGGAUGAAGGGCUUGCUGUAAUGGACAAAGGAAAGGGACUCUUUCUACCUGAAGAUGAAAACUUGCGAGAAAAAGGUGACUGGAGCCAGUUUACCUUGUGGCAGCAAGGAAGAAAAAAUGAAAAAGCUUGUAACAAUGUUCCCAAAACAUGUGCCUUAUUGGAACGAUUCCCAGAGGCCACUGGAUGCAGAAGGGGACAGAUCAAAUAUUCUGUUAUGCACCCAGGCACUCAUGUCUGGCCUCACACUGGGCCCACUAACUGCAGACUGAGGAUGCAUUUAGGCUUGGUGAUUCCAAAAGAAGGCUGCAGGAUUCGAUGUGCUGAAGAAACCAGGUUCUGGGAAGAUGGGAAGGUUCUCAUAUUUGAUGACUCUUUUGAACAUGAAGUGUGGCAGGAUGCCAAUGCUUAUCGCCUGAUAUUUAUUGUGGAUGUCUGGCAUCCAGAGUUAACAGCCCAGCAGCGACGUGCCCUUCCUGCCAUUUAAGUGUGCUUGAAGCUUUCCACUUUAAGGGCCAUGUUUCUGCUGGGAAAUGCUGGCCUUAAGGACAACCGAAAGAACAAACUAUCUGAACAAAUCUGUGUGCAGAUUUUAAAACAUACUACUCUGUUUAUUAUACUAUUACAGCACUGAUCCGAUAGCUCUGUAUUCAUGCUGCAAGUACAGAUCCUACUCUUCUAUCAGCCAAAGAACAACUUGUGCCAUAUAUAUAUAUUAAGUAAGACAUAUGCCAGUCUUCUGUUCUGCCUGCUUUAUGUGUACCACUAUUCGGCAUACACCUGUUGUAGACAUUAAGCUACAAAAGCUGUGUUAAACAUGAGAGACACAGACUUUCAGAUGCUAUAACGUGCAAUAUCUGUUCAUUUAAAAGAUGGUUGUGCAGCAGCAAUGCCUGAUGGAGUGCAUCUCCAUCAAUGCUUUCAUAUCCAUCUUUGUAAGGAAAUUCAUAAACACUUAAAGGAAGUCAACUGGGACAUUUGUCACACUAUGUCUAGUAAUCCAUUUAGAUUUAAGUCUAUGAACUUACAGUGUGAGCUGUAGAUAAUGUGUGCAGAUGAUUUUAUAUUGUAUUUUUAAUAGAUAAUUGUAUUUUUCUAUCAUAUGUAUGCCCCCUUUUUGUUCUUUAUGAACCACUUUCCUUUUGUAUUUUUCUUUUAACUUUUUGUUGCUGUUAAAUGGCAACUUACAUUAAUUUAGCAGCAAUGAAGCCUUAUAGGAGCUCUUCAUUUUUCUGAGCAUGCUUUCUCCUUCGAAGUGGAAGAUAAAUACACAUUCCUGUGUUCUGUUCUUGUUUGUUUAUAACCCAACAUUGUCAUCUGCCUUAAUUUGUAACACAGAAAGGUUCUUUAAGCCUUGCUGAGGCUUACUGGAGGCUUUUUGCUGUAUGCAUUUUUACCCCCUUGUUUUAUAGAGACUUUUUAAAAAGUCUUUCAUUGAAAUAGGAAUCAUUCACAUUCUGAUUUGGGGGUUGUUCUGGAAACAGUUUUACUUUCCAUCUGUUAUGGCAUUUACAUUCACCUAUGGCCAGUUUCAUAAUUUUCAUAAGUGGUGGAGAAAACAAACUUGGUGGAUGCAGUGCCAUAGGGGUAAGCUGUUUUGUGUGAAGUGGCACCCACAGGGUUAUGGUUUGAUCCAUCUAGUGAAAAAAGUGGGGACUGAUCUCCCAUUCCUAUUUCGUGAAAGCAAGUGUAGUUUGCGUGAUGUACUGUUUUCAAUCCAUGAGUGCCAAGCUCUUUGCCUUCACACUUUUGGUGCCAUGAGAUCCACUGCCCAGAAAGAUACUAUUCAAUUUCCUCUUUGAAAUAAAGAAAUAGGACAAUCAUGUUGGUGAACAAUCAUGCAUCCAAACUGCAUUGGUUUGCUUGUCUGAAUUAGGUCAAGCGAUACAGUUUGUACCUGUGAGCAAUUCAGUAUUCAUGACCAAAAUGUAUGUGAUCAUUAUGAUUUCAUGCAGAACAAAGUGCAAAAAUACACAUUGGAACUGUACUUUUGAAGUACACAGAUAAAGUACUGAGAUACUGUUAAGCUGAUGUGAGGAAAACUGCUAUUGGGUUAUCUGUCUAAUGUUUUUGAAUAGUAGAACAUAGCAUGUGCAGUGUCUCAUAAAGACAGAACCUGUGGCCUUUUUAGUUUCUUUGAAUGGAGAGAAUUCCUAUGUAAAUGUUUAUAAAUACCUGCUAUUUCUUCACCUUUCUAAGUGCAGAUUGAAGACCAAAAAUGAAAGUGUGAACAGGUAUGUGCAGUUGCAUAUGACAGGUAUGUAUUGUUGCAUAUCAUGAGUCCUAUUUUCCCAUAGUAUUAAUUAGUUCUGCACUACUUUAUCUAGGUUUUGCCUGAGAACAAGUACUUUGAUGUAUCAGGGUCUGUGACUGGCAAAUAGAAUAAAGCAAAUCUACCCUAAAUGUGCACCCACUGGUAUAUUGUUGUCUAUUAUGUGGUAUGGUAUUUUAUAUUAUUCAUUAAACUUAAGCGCGUUCAA